Molecule: messenger RNA, 1288 nt
Organism: Asparagus officinalis (garden asparagus)
Lineage: Eukaryota; Viridiplantae; Streptophyta; Magnoliopsida; Asparagales; Asparagaceae
Product: serine/arginine-rich-splicing factor SR34-like
Exons: 14
Coding region: 91-960 (289 amino acids)
Cellular component (GO): cytoplasm; nucleus; ribonucleoprotein complex
Molecular function (GO): mRNA binding
Source: RefSeq, a predicted model, not a curated record
CCCAUAAAUACAGUAAACGCACCCCCUUAGCAGCAUCACGGUUCCUAUCCAAACCCUCUCUCGUCCUCGCCGCAUCUUCACGAAGGAAUUAUGAGCAGCCGUUCGAGCAGAACCCUCUAUGUUGGCAAUCUCCCUGGGGAUGUUCGAGAGAGGGAGGUUGAAGAUUUGUUCUACAAGUAUGGACCUAUUCGUAAUAUUGAUCUAAAGAUCCUUCCAAGGCCUCCAAGUUAUGCAUUUGUCGAGUUUGAGGAGGCUCGUGAUGCUGAAGAUGCGAUCCGCGGUCGUGAUGGCUAUAAUUUUGAUGGUAGCAGGCUACGGGUGGAACUUGCGCAUGGUGGAAGAGGCCAUUCUUCGUCUUUUGAUCGUCCUCGCAGUUACAAUGGAGGAGGCGCCCGUGGUGGUGUUUCAAGGCAUUCAAAUUAUCGAGUGAGGGUCACUGGUUUGCCUUCUUCUGCAUCAUGGCAAGACCUGAAGGACCAUAUGCGCCGAGCUGGUGACGUCUGUUUCUCUGAAGUAUUCCGUGAUGGAGGAGGCACUACGGGAAUAGUUGAUUAUUCGAACUAUGAUGACAUGAAAUAUGCGAUCAGAAAACUUGAUGAUUCUGAGUUUCGGAAUGCAUUUUCUCGAGCAUAUAUAAGAGUUAAGGAGCAUGACCGUAAGAGAAGCUUAUCUAGAAGCCCCAGUCGUAGUCGUUCUCAUUCAAGGAGCCGAAGCCGUGAUAGGAGCAAAUCUCCCAAAUCCAAGUCAGCGCGCCGUUCGUUGUCCAGAUCUCGCUCGAGAUCCAUUUCUUCUCGCUCUCGUUCUGGUUCCAGAGGACGGUCUUUGUCAGGAUCGCGGUCAAGGUCCAGAUCUCCAGUAACUCCUCCUCCCAGCAAAAGAAUGAGCCGGAGCCCAAGGAAGCCGAGUCCUACUCGGAGCAAUAGUGCAUCACGGUCUUGGUUCCCUCCCAUAUCUUGGUAAAAAAAAGUCUCUGGAUGCCUUGUGGAAGAUAGCUCAAUGUGCAACGGAAAACAUUCAUAUAUAUUUGGUGGAUUUCCUCAUGGCUUAUGCUUCUGGAUUUUAUCAGCCUCUUAAGAACUUUAUUUGAAGUUGAAUUGGAACCUUUUGCUUAGUGAUUAUGUUGUUGAUGAUUUUGUUAUCAGUACUUAAAAAACUAAUUGACUAUCAGGGGAUCUAAAGAUUUGCAACUCCUAUAAUUCUCGCAUGUUUAUUUUCAAAUAUUUAUGGUGUGUCAUUUGUCCAUUAUGUGAAAUGUUUAUUGAGUCGGGAGCGGUGCCUUUAUGAGCUA